AUGUCUCGGUCACAAAAAAUAUUAAAGUUAGUGAUAGAUAAAGAAGAAAUAAGUGACUAUUUCGCCGUGCAGGACUCCAGAAUUUCAAAUAAUGUAAACGAAAAUACGGACAAUCAAGGCCUUGGAGUUGUAAAACCAGAAUCACCAUUACCCCCUGGAGCGGAAAUUAUAGUCGACCAAUUAAGGGAAGUAGCGCAAGAAGUAUUUGCAGAUGGCGAUGAAGAUCAAAAUUUAGUUGAAGACUUAACACCAUUUGGUAUAGAAGAUGCCAACACCAGUUUUGAGGCUUCUCCUCCUGUGGUCAUCGAAGAAUUUGAGAACAUUGUUGCCAGUACACCUAAAUCACCCUUAACAAUUCCUACUCCCAUGCCUUCACCGACUAAUAGUCACAAGACAUGUAAUGACCUAUUUUGUGCUUUACACGAUCACUGGACAGACGCAGUACCAUCUUCACCAAGUACUCUUUCCAAAAAUUUGAUGGCGUCUCUGAUAUAUACAUGGACAGAAGAGGACGUCAUGCUAAUCGUAAAA
This is a messenger RNA of Brenthis ino (lesser marbled fritillary), 531 nucleotides long. The record is from the annotation of a GenBank genome assembly. NCBI's taxonomy places the organism in Eukaryota, Metazoa, Arthropoda, Insecta, Lepidoptera, Nymphalidae.